AGCCGACAAGAAAAUAAAAAUUUCAACAUUUUAACUACCUAGGUAUUUCAUCACUCCCGCCAGAACAUCCCCAGUUUCACCCCCAUAAUCUGCCACGAUGGCGUCAGAACUGAGCGCGGCGCCAGUGCUCUCAACGCCAGCAGAGCACACAUUUUUCGAAGACCCAACACCUGCCUCCGCGAUCGAGCAAGCGAAACGACCUCAUAGACCCGACCAUGAACUCUACGAAGUCUACGAGAUAGUACGGACGGUCGCUGAGGUACGGCAAAAUGGUUGGAAACGUAUAGCCCUACAAUUCCCCGACGCUAUGCUGCCCGAUGCACCUUGGGUUGUGGGUGCGCUAAGUUCGGAGCUGGAGAAAGAGCAGAAAGAAAAUCAAGAACAGAAACAACGAUUAUACAUCCUAGCGGACACUUCGUAUAGUUCAUGUUGUGUGGAUGAGAUCGCAGCUGAACACGCAGAUGCAGAUGGUGUUGUGCAUUAUGGCCGCGCAUGCUUAAGUCCUACAUCAAGAUUACCAGUGCUACACAUAUUCACAAGGCAAAAGUUGGAUUACGAAACCGUGGCGGAAGCGUUCGAAAUCGAGUUCCCAGAGAAGACGGAGAAAACGAUACUAAUGGCGGAUGUUAUGUUUCAAGAGCACGUCACACCUAUAUGCGAAUUAUUAAGUGAAAGGGGGUAUACCAACGUUAUCGCAACGGAAAUUGUACGAGACCCGACCGGAACGAUACCGAAUCGCAAACUAGUAUUCCCGGACGAAUCAGCCGAUUAUAACCUGAACGAAUAUCACCUAUUCCACAUCGCAACACCGCCAACCUCGCUCCUCCUCACUCUCUCCUCUCGCCUCGCCUCCUUACGCAUUUACUCGACGCCUUCCUCGCCCUACACGACAACCUCCGAAACCCCAGACCCAAGUACAACACCUGCCUUACUACGCCGCCGCUAUGCGCUUGUCAUUCGACUUGCGACAGCGUCCAUUAUUGGAAUAUUAGUGAACACAUUAUCUGUUAAAAAUUACAUGUCCACUAUCUCAACGUUAAGGAGUCAGAUCGCGGCUGCUGGAAAGAAGAGUUAUACGAUUGUCGUUGGUAAACUGAAUGCAGCGAAGCUCGCCAAUUUCGCUGAAAUAGAUGGUUGGGUGGUUGUUGGAUGCUGGGAAAGUGGGUUGGUAGAACAUGAGAACUUGUGGAAGCCUGUCAUUACGCCCUUCGAACUCGAACUUGCGUUGCAAGGUGAAGAAAGUAGGAUAUGGACGGGAGAAUGGUGGGGUGGUAUUGAGGGCGUUAAGGCGCCAGCCAUUACCGAUGGAAACGAUGAGCACAAUUUAGGGCAAGAAAAAGAGGAAGUCAUCGAAACAACGGGGGAUGUUGAAGGUGGUGUCGACGACGAAGAAUCUGAACCCCCCGAGUUUGAUCUCCGCACCGGAAAACUCGUGAGCCAUAGUCGACCGAUGCGACUCGCCAUACGAAGCGUACCACGAAGUGCACCCAAAACCGAUACCGUCAGCCUAAACCUAAAUCCUGCAUCCUCGGCCAUUGUUAAGCGAGCUGUUGGGGAUGUGGCCCUAGUCAAUGGUGUAGCGAGCCCUGGAGCAGAAUUCUUAAGAUCGCAAAGAACAUGGCAGGGUUUGGGCACGGAUUUUGGUGCCGAGGAUGACAAUGAAGAGAGCACAGUUGUUGAGGAAGGUCGAAGUGGAAUUGCUAGAGGGUAUACUGUGGGAAGUGAUCGAUUGCAGACGUGAUCCUAUCUUCUAAGCCCAGCUUGUUUGCGAGUUCGGUGCAGAGUAAAGCCACUUCAGUUGCAAAGACUCUAGUCCGGGAACAGGAACAAAGGAACACCGCAGGGCUUGUCGACCUUCGCACAUUCGUUGGCCAGGACUGGCGCUUCUGCGAAUCCGCCCCCGCCCCCGUCCCCGUCCGCCUCUAGAUCUGUCAAUAUCUAGGAAAUUCCAUCGAGAACGUAAGACUAUCUAAGUCUAACUAGCGUCGAGGAAAUAUGAACGGAUAUAAACGACCCGGCAGAUUUUGCGAUAAUCCCCGACGUCAGACCAGGUGCGUAUAUACAUGGUCAUAGUAAAUAUCUAGAAUAUUUCGUCAUAUAUAUGCGAAUCAA
Messenger RNA from Hypoxylon trugodes, 2112 nucleotides. RefSeq names its product diphthamide biosynthesis protein. The transcript has a single exon. The coding region runs from base 98 to 1741 and encodes 547 amino acids. NCBI's taxonomy places the organism in Eukaryota, Fungi, Ascomycota, Sordariomycetes, Xylariales, Hypoxylaceae. The record is from RefSeq and is a predicted model, not a curated record. Gene Ontology annotation, biological process: protein histidyl modification to diphthamide. Gene Ontology annotation, molecular function: 2-(3-amino-3-carboxypropyl)histidine synthase activity.